Choloepus didactylus (southern two-toed sloth) is the source of this 3238-nucleotide messenger RNA. RefSeq names its product family with sequence similarity 149 member A (gene FAM149A). The record is from RefSeq and is a predicted model, not a curated record. NCBI's taxonomy places the organism in Eukaryota, Metazoa, Chordata, Mammalia, Pilosa, Megalonychidae. The transcript has 14 exons. The coding region runs from base 474 to 2909 and encodes 811 amino acids.
CGGGUGUCUCUGGCCGAGGCCGCAAUCUCCACUCUCCGCCCGCGGUGGCGCUGGCAGGUGCAGCACGUCGCCUCCCCGGGCUACCAGACCCCUGGCCCUCGGGGGUCUCGCCACAGGAAAGCAGGGAAAGGACUGCCAAUUUCUUCCCCAUCCCACGAGGGUGGACCGACGUCUCCCUGCCUCAGUGCCCUGCUGGGCAGAACGGGCGUCGGGGCAGGUCAGUGCAAAGUGACGCGCGGCUGACGCGCCCCGGUGGGUCCUCCCGGUGGAGAGAACUUGGGGCCCGACCUACACCGCACUCGGGGCGUCCCGGACUCGGCGGCGUGCUGUGGCCCCAGGGCUCCCUGCCUCCCUCCGGCGCAGCUGGCUACCAAGUCCCGAUCCCCGCUGACGGCCGUGGAUGGAGCCCCGCCGCCCGGUUCACCGUGAUCUUGAGAUUCGGGCGGUAGCGGGGACGUUUCCAAGGCCGAGGCAUGAAGGUGGCUGUGCUGGACCUUGGGUCUCUCUUUGCCAAAAUCUUCAAGACCUCUGCGGCGCCCCCGGCGGUCCCUUCGCCGGUCGCCUCCUCCAGCCUCUCGGGGGGCGUCGACUCCGUGGGCUCCGACAGCUCCCUUAGCACAGCCCCGACCCUGACCCCCCUCCCCGCCCUGCCCGCCUCCCCCUCGGCCUCGCGGGGUGCCCCCGCCCUGAUGCCCCCGGCCCCCGCCGCUCUCCACCCGCUGCUCACCGCCUCCUGCCCCAGGGGCUCGGCCGCAGGCCGCGUGACCGAAGCAGUGUGGCCCACCCGCUCGCUGCCCAAUAGCCCGGGAGCAGCCAAAGUUCAGCCCCCGCCCCUGCCCCUGCCCCAGCCCCCCACCAGCGGCAGUGGCGGCGGCUGCAGCCCCGCGGGCUCCCCCGCUCACCUCGUGGCCCUGGCGCGGCCGCCCCCGGGCCCUGGCGGGCUUUGGGCCGCGCUGCCGUCGAUGGGGGGCGCCGCGAGCCGCAGCCCCAGUUUAGCCGCGAGCCCAAGGAACCCCCACCAGCCUGGCCCCGGAGAGCGAGAGCCCAGCGCGUGGUUGCCCCCCGGUCCCGGGCCGAAAACUCUGUUCUUCACCCUCCCCGACAUCGGCGAGGAGUGGGCUUCCGACAGCGACGCGGAGGAUGGCGGAGACGCAAGAGGACUAUCAGAAGGAACUGGAAAGCACAGUUUUGCUGUGAAAAACAAAGAUCCCUUACCUACACAUUUUACAAGAAAUGUGCAGAAAGCCAUUGAUAAAUAUACCUGUGAAUCUGUGUCAUCCUUGUCAUCAAGUGGAAACACCACGCCCACAGAAGCACACAACUCUUUGUCUGGGUCUGGGACCCAAAGUUCUACCACCGAUUUAUCUACCGAGAGGAGCUCAGUUUACUCUUGGAGAGAUGACGAGUUUGACAAAGCCAAUGCACAGAAAGUGAAGCAAUUAUUCUGGGAGGUCGAGGAAAUGUUAUUUGAAGGAAAAGUAAGCCCUCAGACCCAGAAUCUACUGGCUGAAUGCAGCGAGUGGUCAAGGAGAUCCCUCCAUCUGAGAGUAUUAGGAAGACAGCUCAUCCUGCCAACAGACGAAGGCUUCCAGCAUUUCCAGGGCAGCGUGCCUGGUUCUGUAGUGCACAGACCCAUACUUGAUGCCUGUGAAUGCAGCAGCAACCUCAAAGAGUUGUGCAUCUCUGGCUGUCAGAUAGUCCCAAAGGCACCCUCAGCCCCUUCCCUGCUGGGCACGGAUUCCAUAACAACUGCAGAUCCAACGGCAUGUCCAACCCUGGAAGAAGAGAUUUAUGAUAUGGAUGGAAAGAUUGAAGAGUAUUUUGCUUUUGACAGAAAAGAAGGUGAUGAUGCAUGUCUUGAACAAAACAAAGUUCCCUGUGGAAGAAAGUGGAGGAAACAUGGGUUUCCUCCCGUUUCGCCUCAGGACUGUAUCAGAGAUUCGGUGGCUGCAGAAGUGUUUGAUCACGUCUGGAGAAAUGUGGUAGAUUUAUUGGAAGAGCUCAUUAGGAAAAACUGGGAAAUGGCACUCACAGAAGGAAAAAAACAGAAAGAAAAAUUCAAAGUAGCUGAAAAUAAAUUUCCGCAAGUCAUGAUUUCUCGUAUUAACACUGAUACAUCAAGUGUUCCCCCCUCUAGAAGUUCUGAAACUCGAAACAUUUCCUUGGCUUCUCAUCUUAUUCUACCUCAGAUUCAUCGCUUCUCCAACAAUUUUUACAGUGACCUGAAUGGUGUGAUGACAAUUCAAGCUAAACCACUUCAGCAGAGGCCUACCUAUUUUGCAGAUAGAACCCAGAACGAGCAAGAGGAUAAACUACUGGCUGUAGGAGGAACUAAUGUUCUUUCCUCAGCAAGGCACCGGCUGGGACGAAUCUCUGAUACUCGGGGGCUACAGACUUCUGCAAAGAAAACUCCAGUGCACAGGAGACUGCCUUCUCUUGCCUCAGACUUACAGAGACUAAAAACCCCCAAUGUCUAUAGUGAUGAAGUUCUUAGGGGAACAAAACUGCAAACUGGCACAGACCCCAUGUCCUCACCAUCUGUUCAAACCUUGCGGAGCAGGUUACCCCCGAUAGUCUCAGAGACUGGCAAGCAGACUGCAGCAGUUCCUGGAUCCCGCCCUGCUUCUUACAGGGGAAGGCAUCUGCAAAAUCGUGUGUUAAGUGCAAUACCUGACAGUAUAGAGAGAUCACCUCUUCGAGAAAGAACUAUUACCUUGGACCAGUUUUCAAGGCCCAGCACAACCCAUACAUUCCGGUCAGACACGCCCCGAAAAAGUUCACUGACGCCAAUGGAAUUUUCUGGCCACACAUGGACAGGUCAAAGUCUCUUGACAGGUUCACAAUAUCUGCCUAAAUCUUUUCAGAGGACAACCUUGACUGCAAGAAAGAGAUUCCAAAUGGCAUCUUGAUUUUACUUCACCAGAACUAUGGCAUUUAUUGGAGCAUUCAAAGCCACAACACACUCUCACUUGAAAAAUGGAAGAAAAAGUAUUAUACUAUGUAUCAGUUUGUCUGACAGUCUGAGAUGUUACACUACCUGAGGAAAAAAAUGCAAAAAAUAAAAUAAAAUAAACAUCUUAAAUUUGAACUGGAGAAUCCACUAACUUUGCAUUGUAAAAGGAGUACAAGUCAAAUACACCAACUUUCUUCUUCCUGGGAAGCGUCCUUGAGGUUCUUUGGAUCUUACUCAGAAGAUCCUAAUAGUGUCUGUAUCCCAUCAUUUUAUCAGUUAUACACU